UGCCGCCCCAGAUAAGAUUUCAAAUGGAAAAAACUUCCAAAAGCAAUAUUAGCUGGCCGCCUUUAGAAACCCUUAGUACCGAUUCGAAAGCCGAGCAGAAUGUCUGUCCACACCUGGUUACACUACAGCCACGGCGCCUUGCCCCAAGACGCCGUCGUCGCUGGCCACGAUGCCGAUGGCGACACCAUCUUCAUUGGCCGUGCAUUCCAGAACAACGAUUUGCUGCCGGCGAAGGUCAUACCGAACAAGGGCAAGGCCUACGUGGCCUAUGGCGGCAACGAGAUCGAGCUGGAGAACUACGAGGUGCUGAGCGGACACAACUACAUAUGGCUGCCAGGCGCAAAUGGCGAGGUGCCGAUCGGGGCCGUUGAGGUGGGUCACACCACCGAUGGCGAGACGCUGUACGCGGGACGCGGCUACCAUGCCGGCAGCCUGACCGUGGGCAAGGUGCACCCCUCGCAUGGCUGCCUCUACAUACCCUUCGGCUCCGAGGAGGUCAAGAUAUUCGAGUACGAGGUGCUGUCCCGGAACGCGCGUUAAGCGCCCGUUAACAUAUGUAGAUCCAUAUUUUGUGCAAUAAACUAAAGCUUUUGUAGAAACUAA
Molecule: messenger RNA, 603 nt
Organism: Drosophila navojoa
Lineage: Eukaryota; Metazoa; Arthropoda; Insecta; Diptera; Drosophilidae
Product: pfs47 receptor
Source: RefSeq, a predicted model, not a curated record